Molecule: messenger RNA, 738 nt
Organism: Gavia stellata (red-throated loon)
Lineage: Eukaryota; Metazoa; Chordata; Aves; Gaviiformes; Gaviidae
Gene: ADO
Product: 2-aminoethanethiol dioxygenase
Exons: 1
Coding region: 1-738 (245 amino acids)
Cellular component (GO): mitochondrion
Molecular function (GO): oxidoreductase activity, acting on single donors with incorporation of molecular oxygen, incorporation of two atoms of oxygen
Source: RefSeq, a predicted model, not a curated record
AUGCCCCGGGACAACAUGGCCUCCCUGAUCCAGCGGGUGGCGCGGCAGGCGCGGAUCACCUUCCGCAGCCCGGCGGGGCCGGCCUUCGGGGACAACCUGCACCGGCUGCAGCAGCUGCUGGACGAGGUGCGCGCCGAGGACUUGCACUUGGCGCCGCGGGGGCCGUCGGCGGCAGCGGCGGCGGGCGGGGGGCUGCCGUGGUCCGGCGUGGUGCCGCCCGUCAGCUACAUGCACAUCUGCGAGACGGAGAGCUUCAGCAUGGGCGUGUUCCUGCUGCGGAGCGGCGCCUGCAUCCCGCUGCACGACCACCCGGGCAUGAACGGCAUGCUGAAGGUGCUCUACGGCACGCUGCGCAUCGCCUGCAUGGACACGCUGCCCCCCCCCGCCGCCGCCGCCGCCCCGCCGCCCGCCGCCGCCGCCGGUCCCUGCCACCGCGCCCUGUUCCGCUCCCGCCAGCACUACACGCCGGCCUCCCCGCCCUGCCUGCUCUCGCCGCACACCGACAACCUCCACCAGAUCGACGCCGUGGACGGGCCCGCCGCCUUCCUCGACAUCCUGGCGCCGCCCUACGACCCCCAGCACGGCCGGGACUGCCACUACUACCGCCUGCUGGAGGGGCCGCCGGCGGGCGCCGAGCCGCCCGGGCUGCCGCAGGAGGUCUGGCUGGUGGAGACCCCGCAGGCCGCCGACUUCUGGUGCGGGGGAGAGCCCUACCCCGGGCCCCGCGUCUGCCUCUGA